GUGAGCCGCAGCGGGGCACUUCUACCUCGAGACUGUUUCCGCGCCCGGGCGGGGAGGCCGAGUGGCGGCGGGCGGGCGGAAUGAGCGCGGCGCGGACGCUGCGGGUUCCCGGCCGCCACGGCUAUGCGGCCGAGUUCUCUCCGUACCUGCCGGGCCGCCUGGCCUGUGCCGCGGCGCAGCACUACGGCAUCGCGGGCUGUGGAACUCUAUUAGUAUUGGAUCAAAAUGAAUCUGGACUUCAGAUUUUUAGAAGCUUUGACUGGAAUGACGGCUUGUUUGACGUUACCUGGAGUGAAAACAAUGAGCAUAUCCUUGUCACCUGUAGUGGUGAUGGCUCCCUGCAGCUCUGGGACACUGCCAAAGCCACAGGCCCUCUCCAAGUCUAUAAAGAGCACACUCAGGAGGUGUAUAGUGUUGAUUGGAGCCAAACCAGAGGUGAACAGCUUGUAGUGUCUGGCUCCUGGGACCAAAGUGUCAAAGUGUGGGAUCCAACUGUUGGAAAUGCUCUGUGUACCUUUAGGGGCCACGAGAGUGUCAUUUACAGCACAAUCUGGUCUCCUCACAUUCCGGGUUGUUUCGCUUCAGCCUCAGGUGAUCAGACUCUGAGGAUCUGGGAUGUGAAGACCACAGGAGUCCGAAUUGUGAUUCCAGCACAUCAGACGGAAAUCCUGAGCUGUGACUGGUGUAAAUACAAUGAGAACUUGGUGGUGACAGGCGCAGUUGACUGUAGCUUGAGAGGUUGGGACUUAAGGAAUGUGCGACAGCCUGUGUUUGAACUUCUCGGUCACACUUAUGCCAUCAGGAGGGUGAAAUUUUCACCGUUCCAUGCCUCCGUGUUGGCCUCCUGCUCUUAUGACUUCACUGUAAGGUUCUGGAAUUUUUCCAAGCCUGAUCCGCUUCUGGAAACGGUGGAACAUCACACAGAGUUUACUUGCGGCUUAGACCUGAGUCUCCAGAGCCCCACGCAGGUGGCAGACUGUUCCUGGGAUGAAACCAUAAAGAUCUAUGACCCUGUUUGCCUCGCAGUUCCUGGUUAAGACACGACGCUCUAGUCAGAAGCAGAUGCUAACUGACGGACUUACUUAGCGUCAGAGUGCUAACUACUGAAAGGGUAGAACUAGGCCUUUAUAUGUACUGAGAUCUCAGAAUUCUCAAACUUACAUUUUGAGGCAUCUGAUAAAGACAUUGUAUCAUAUUGUAGUCCUGGUACAGAAGCCAUGUUUUCUGGAAUCCUAAAGAAUAAUUGUUGUUAUAAUAUAUCUUGUAAUGUCUAUUAAAAUGUUAUCUCUGUAUUGUAAAAUGACAUAAAAUAUGGGAGGUUAGUAGAUUACAUGGACAGUAAUAUAUUUUAAUAUUAAUUUGUCAUUUUGGAUGUACAAUAUAACCACUCCUGUUGAUAAAAAUCAAAAUAAACCACAUUUCUUGAUCAUACAUAUUUUA
This is a messenger RNA of Mus pahari (shrew mouse), 1440 nucleotides long. It is a transcript of the gene Pex7, whose product is annotated as peroxisomal biogenesis factor 7. Bases 81 to 1037 code for a protein of 318 amino acids. Gene Ontology annotation, biological process: protein import into peroxisome matrix. Gene Ontology annotation, cellular component: cytosol; peroxisomal matrix. The transcript is spliced from 10 exons. NCBI's taxonomy places the organism in Eukaryota, Metazoa, Chordata, Mammalia, Rodentia, Muridae. The record is from RefSeq and is a predicted model, not a curated record. Gene Ontology annotation, molecular function: protein binding.